CACCUCUCACGCCACUAUAAAACUUGGCUUUUCCUCCUCUCUCUAUCUCCUUCCUAUUGAUUCCCCUACCUUUCUUGUGUUCACAAGCUUCCUCUAACAAGCUUAGCUUCUCUCUCUGCUUCGUUUUCCUCUGAGAUCCUGGUUUGUCUCCGGUUCUUACUGAAGCUGCAGUCCAUAGCGUUUGCAAUUCCAACAAGAGAUCGAUCAUGGUGGAGCGUAGUGUCAAAUCAGAGCAUGGAGGCGGCUUGUUUCUGCCUCCCGGGUUCAGGUUCCAUCCCACAGACGAGGAGGUCAUCACAAGCUAUCUCCUGGAGAAGUUCUUGAACCCUAGCUUUGACCCACAAGCCAUUGGGGAGGUGGACCUCAACAAGUGCGAGCCAUGGGAUCUCCCAAGCAAGGCGAAGAUGGGGGAGAAGGAAUGGUUCUUCUUCUGCCACAAGGACAUGAAAUACCCGACGGGGAUGCGCACCAACCGCGCCACCAAGGAGGGCUACUGGAAGGCCACCGGCAAGGACAGGGAGAUCUUCAAGCCGGCUGCUGCUGCAGGUGCAGGCCGUGAGCUGGUGGGUAUGAAGAAGACACUCGUGUUCUACAUGGGCAGGGCUCCAAGGGGAUCCAAGACCAACUGGGUGAUGCACGAGUUCCGCCUCGAGGGAAAGUCUAGGCACAACAACGCCAAACUACGCUUCAAUCCUAAGGAUGAAUGGGUUGUGUGCAAGGUGCACCACAAGAAUGGGGAAGCCAAGAAGCCCGCCGAGGAGUACUCUGCCAGCACGCCCAACGUCAGCUCCGUGAUUUCAGAUGACGCCGGCGAAGGAGAUGACUUUCUAGACUCCAUGAUCAAUCCCAUGUACUUCAACAACGCCGGCAGCCUGCCCACCAGCACUACGACCGUCAACGCCGCGCCGCCGCAAAACGCGGACUACGCAAUUUCUUCUACCGCCGCGGGAGCUACGACGGGCACGACGAGUAGCUUCGUCAACCUUCCUAACUACGGCUUCAACGACACAACAAGCAUCAACAACCUGCACCAGGUCGCUCUGGCCAAUUCAGCAGCUCCAAGAAGCAGCUUCAGCUCCUCGUGGAACAUGCUUCACGCAGACCAUAAUCAGGCAAUGGGAAGCUACAACUUGCAUCACCAGGCAAUGGUGGCGAAAGCUCUAGGAGGAGUCAUCUCUCCAAAUUUCGCUGGUGGUUUACCGGAGUCGUCGGUGACAGGAAUUCUGCAGCAGAAUUCAGUGGGCAUGCCGCAGCAGAAGCUACCAGGGAACUACGGGGAAUUUUAUGCCAAUCAUCUUAAAAAGUAGUGCUGGUGCUGGUGCCAUUGGACCAGCUGCUAAGAAUUUAGGUGAUCAGAUAGUGCGCUACUAAAUGGAUACUUGUUUAGUGAUCGUUUUAUAGUUUUUUGUGGCAGUUUUGUUGGUUGCUUAAUUCAUUAAUUAGGUCGAAAACCUGAGAGAUCAUGCAUGCUAGCUGUUUGUUUUAGGUGCUGUGUAAAAAGGAUGGUGAUUUUGUUUGUUGGUGAGAAUUUGUUCCUUGUGUUUGGUGCUGAUAUUUUUAUGCAUCGGGACUUAAUUGGUUUCUACAGUUUU
This is a messenger RNA of Setaria italica (foxtail millet), 1592 nucleotides long. RefSeq names its product NAC domain-containing protein 77. The coding region runs from base 207 to 1307 and encodes 366 amino acids. The record is from RefSeq and is a predicted model, not a curated record. The transcript is spliced from 3 exons. Gene Ontology annotation, molecular function: DNA binding. NCBI's taxonomy places the organism in Eukaryota, Viridiplantae, Streptophyta, Magnoliopsida, Poales, Poaceae. Gene Ontology annotation, biological process: regulation of DNA-templated transcription.